AUGGAGAAACAACAUUUGCAGAAUAGAGGUACAAUUGAUGUUUUAAACAGCAAAAAUGAUAUAUAUUGCUCUUCUAAAGAUACAUAUAUAUUUUGUGAUGAGAAAUUAAAUCAUAUAAUGCAAGAUGAUACGAAAAUACCACUCGUUUUAGUCUCAUGUGGGUCUUUUUCUCCAAUUACAUAUCUUCAUUUACGUAUGUUUGAGAUUGCUUUGGACUUUGUUCGUGAAGAAACUGAUAUGGAAGUCCUUGGUGGUUAUUAUUCUCCAGUAGCAGAUGGAUAUAAAAAAGUUGGCUUAAUUGCUUCUCAUCAUCGUGUAAGAAUGUGUGAACUUGCGUGUAAAAAAACAAGCACAUGGUUGAUGGUUGACCCAUGGGAGGCUUUACAAGAACAACAUACUCGUACUGCGGUAGUUUUGGAUCAUUUUAAUUAUGAAAUAAAUGAAGUAAGAGGAGGUGUACUAACGAAAAAGGGGGAAAAGAAACAGGUAAAGAUUAUGUUGUUAGUAGGAAGUGAUAUGCUUCAAAGUAUGGUGACUCUUUCUGUUUGGAAAGAAGAAGAUUUACAUCAUAUCUUUGGACAUUACGGGUGCUUUGUUAUUGAACGAAUGGGAUUUGAUAUAUCAAAUGAGAUUAGUACACAUGCUAUUCUUUCUAUGUAUAAAAAUAAUAUUAUUCUUGCUAAACAAUGGAUUUAUAAUGAUAUAAGUUCAACAAAAAUAAGAUUUUGUAUUCAAAAUGGCCUAAGCACCAAAUAUUUAUUGCCAGAUCCUGUUAUUGAGUACAUAUGCAAAAAUAAGCUUUAUUUAACGUGA
Pneumocystis jirovecii RU7 is the source of this 813-nucleotide messenger RNA. Its product is annotated as nicotinate (nicotinamide) nucleotide adenylyltransferase. The record is from RefSeq and is a predicted model, not a curated record. The coding region runs from base 1 to 813 and encodes 270 amino acids. Lineage: Eukaryota; Fungi; Ascomycota; Pneumocystomycetes; Pneumocystales; Pneumocystaceae. Gene Ontology annotation, biological process: NAD+ biosynthetic process. Gene Ontology annotation, molecular function: nicotinamide-nucleotide adenylyltransferase activity; nicotinate-nucleotide adenylyltransferase activity. The transcript is spliced from 6 exons.